This is a messenger RNA of Cygnus atratus (black swan), 918 nucleotides long. RefSeq names its product HEPACAM family member 2-like. The transcript is spliced from 5 exons. Lineage: Eukaryota; Metazoa; Chordata; Aves; Anseriformes; Anatidae. The coding region runs from base 49 to 918 and encodes 289 amino acids. The record is from RefSeq and is a predicted model, not a curated record.
GUCCCAGCCCCAGCCCCGCCGCAGGCCGCGCUGCGCCCCGGGUCUGCCAUGCUCGCCCUUCCCCUCCUCGUCCUCCUGGCCUCCGCCAGGGGAGGCCCAGCGGCCGGCCUGGCCCUCACAGCCCGCACGCUCUUCCCGUGCUACUCUGCUGACCUCAAGCCGGCGUCCGAGGUCCUCGUCUCAGCCAGCGGCUGCACCGUGCUCUUCAGCGUCGAGCCGCCGGCAGCCGGCACAACGGCGUCCUGGGAGUACGAAUCCGGCCCGCGCAAGGCGGUCAUCGCCACGUACGUUCCCAACAAGUCGGCCGAGAUCUCCGGCAUCUACGAGGGCCGCGUGAGCUUCAACGAGAUGGACUUCUCGCUGCAGAUGGUGCUGCGGUGGUGGGACGGGGGGCUCUACCGCUUCCGCUCCGAGUCGGAGGCCACGGGCUGGUUCGAGCUGCGCGUGGUCGAGCCGCUCUCCGAGCCAGAAAUCCUGGGCAACUCAUUGGUGGAGGUGGGAGGCGACACCAAGCUUUUCUGCAACGUGCUGGAGGGGCAGGUGGACUUGUACUGGUGGAAGAGGAACGGGGAGCUGCUGAUGGAGAGCAACGGCCUCCACUUCGUCCACAACAACACGCUGGAGAUCCACCGAGCCUUGAUGAACGACACCGGCUACUACACGUGCAUAGUCAGCAACGCGGUCAGCCAGAACGAAACCUCCUUCCUGCUGCGCGUCCACAGUAAGUGGGGCUUCCUUCCUCGUGCACGGGAAUGGAAAGCUGGGAAAUGGCCCCAAAACGUUCACUCUGGCCCCAUUCACUGGGACAAUGACAAGGCGUUUUUCAUCAUCAUCCUGGUAUUCGUUUGCAUCGGCUUGCUGGCAGGGAUCUUCAACUGGUGCAGGUUGAGGAACAUCCCUGAUGAUGACUAUGAGUAA